AUGGCGCCCUACACACGUCCUCUGUGGUUUGAAUCUUCAUUGACACGGUUGGUUCUGAGCGACUGGAGGCGGUGGCCCACGGUCAUAACAGACGCGGAUACAGACCAAUCAGAAUAUUCAACCAACGUCCAUAUUCUACAGCCGACCAAUCAGCUUCGGCGUUACUAUGACGCAGGCUGUUGGUCCCGCCCCCGCUGUGGCCGUACAUUCACAAGAAGAUCUACGAAACAUCAAGCUGCAACACGGAAGGUCCUGACUGCCACAGAACGAUAUAAACAGAAAAUGGCGGAGCCGGACAAAUUAAACAUCGACUCCAUAAUUCAACGCCUCUUGGAAGUGAAGCUGGGACAUUGCAAAAGUCAAAGCCCUAACGUGCACGUGAGGCUGUCACUGCUGUACGUGCACGUGAGUCUGUCGCUGCUGCACGUGAGUCUGUCGCUGCUGUACGUGCACGUGAGUCUGUCGCUGCUGUACGUGCACGUGAGUCUGUCGCUGCUGCACGUGCACGUGAGUCUGUCGCUGCUGCACGUGCACGUGAGUCUGUCGCUGCUGCACGUGCACGUGAGUCUGUCGCUGCUGCACGUGCACGUGAGUCUGUCGCUGCUGCACGUGCACGUGAGUCUGUCGCUGCUGCACGUGCACGUGAGUCUGUCGCUGCUGUACGUGCACGUGAGUCUGUCGCUGCUGUACGUGCACGUGAGUCUGUCGCUGCUGUACGUGCACGUGAGUCUGUCGCUGCUGCACGUGCACGUGAGUCUGUCGCUGCUGCACGUGCACGUGAGUUCGUGA
Molecule: messenger RNA, 789 nt
Organism: Knipowitschia caucasica
Lineage: Eukaryota; Metazoa; Chordata; Actinopteri; Gobiiformes; Gobiidae
Source: the annotation of a GenBank genome assembly